This is a messenger RNA of Xenopus tropicalis (tropical clawed frog), 2131 nucleotides long. It is a transcript of the gene ttc36, whose product is annotated as tetratricopeptide repeat domain 36. The transcript is spliced from 3 exons. NCBI's taxonomy places the organism in Eukaryota, Metazoa, Chordata, Amphibia, Anura, Pipidae. Bases 28 to 636 code for a protein of 202 amino acids. The record is from RefSeq and is marked provisional.
GUUGCUAUAACUGUUCUUCCUGACAGAAUGUGCACCCCAAAUGAUUUAGCAGUCCUCCAUGCCAUAUUCAACCCCAAUGUGCCAUUUGGAAACUUUGAUGAGCAGAAUGUGGGUGACACUGAAGCGAAUGCAGAUUUGGAUGGGAGAUUCUCCUCUGCUAUCUUGCAGCAGGCCCAGGACCUAGAGAGAGAUGGGGUAAAAGCAGCAGAGUCUGAAGAUAUGGCAACAGCUAUACUGAAAUUCAGCGAGGCCAUUGCUCUCCUCCCUGAGCGGGCAUCUGCAUACAACAACAGAGCUCAGGCUCUGAGGCUACAAGGGGAUGUGAAAGGUGCACUUGAGGACCUUAACCAGGCAGUGGAACUGAGUGGAAUUGCAGGGGUUGCAGGACGCCAGGCCUUGGUACAGCGAGGGCUGAUUCUACGCUUACAGGGAAAGGAUGAUGAAGCAAGGAAAGACUUUCAGAGAGCUGCUCAGCUGGGCAGUGAUUUUGCCAAACAGCAGCUUAUUCUGCUAAAUCCAUAUGCUGCACUCUGUAACACUAUGCUGAGAGACAUGAUGCAAAAACUGAGAGAACCAAAUGGGCACAAAAUUCAAGUAGGAGCAUCCACUAGCUUGGAGGAUGACAGGGAAGCAUGAGGCAACACUUAAAUGUGGAUGAGGGUGAUCCAAACAAGGGAAAAAUACCAAUAUAGCUAUAUUAAGGUGGGGGAAAUUCCAGGUACCAAGAGAAGUCUGUACAAUGGGCUGCGUAUGGUAAACUCAAGAUAUGCAAUUAUUCAAUAGAAAUGUAUUAAAGGAGAGUUUUAGAUCACUGUUUCUUAAACCAUUCCUUUUGAAGGAAAUGUACUCAAGUACUCCCACCCCCCAUAAUCAUGUUUAAAAAAAAAUGGCAAGUUUUAAGUGGCAAGGUUUUUUUUAAAAAAAAAAAUAUGAUUCUGUAAAAAAUCUGUAAUUUUAGCAAAAAAAGUCAGUGCUGUUGGAACAAAUGCUCAAAGCAUAAAAAAAACAUGUUCCUUAAAAGUGCUUAGUAUUUUGUUCCCUGUGCCAGACAUCCCCUGCACCACCUUGGGUGAACCUAUGUGAAGAACAGAUUUUCUUUGCUGUUUUCUGUACUGUAUCCAUCUUUAAUAGAUACAGGAAAUGCAACAUGAAAACAAAAUGAUGGUUGGCAGUAAAGACAGCCUACCAUACAUGUAAUAAAACUGAAGUCUGGCAAAGACAAAGUAAUGGAGAAGCUGGCAACCCUGCCCCCUAAAGACUCUGCCCACCCUAGAUCCUGCUACAUAUUUGAGUUGCAAUGUCAGAGCCAAAGUCAACAGCCUAGCUGAUUAUGUACCAAGGAAUAUUUGUUAACAUUUACUGAUAUUUAGGCACCAGAUUAUAUAAAUUGUAAAAUUAUGACGACAAUAUAAUAACAGGCACAAAUGAAUUGGCAAUAUGAAGUAAAAUAACUAUUGUCAUUGCAUUAUAACCUCUGGAUAUAGAAGGAAUGUGCCUUUAAAGUUGCUUUUUGGACUGCUUUAAUGGAAAUUUCUCAAAAUCCUUGUGAGCACUACCCAGCCAUUUCAGUGGUUCUGAGCACUAUGUAAUAGUAUGAGAGCCAAUCAACCAGACCUGACAGAGCGUAGCCUCCCAUUGCAGUUGGUUGACAGUUAAGUCAAAUACAUUGGCGUUUGCUACCUUUACCUAGAACAAUGUAUUAGAGCUGUUUCAAAAUAACUGAAUCCAACAAAAAGCUGCAUGUGCAGAUAGACAGGAUGCUUAAAUUAAUUUGAUUAUUUUAGAAACACAACAACAUUUUUAAAUAUUUACAAAGCUUCUUAUUUUCAUGAAAUUCUAUUACAUUUUCAUUUGUGCUAUAGCACAUAAAUUCAGGGCAAGAAAUCUAGCAACCAACCAGAUGGAACAUACAAUUACUUUUCUGAGACAGGCAGAGGGCUGCUGGAAACUGCCACAAGCUGGUGCUUUAUACUGGGUCUGUUUGGGAGACUGUUUACUUGACAUGUGAACGAAUUUGUUCAGUCCAGUUUCUGUCCAGUGUAAGGGUGUAGCCAGAAGGUUGGACUAGCUGGCCAGAUAAACUCCCAGUGGGCUCAUGUGAAAAUUCAAAUAAAAGCCAAUAUUACAUCAA